GUGGUAUUCCCGGGACGACAACGCGGUUCCUCCCGCUUACAUCCUCGCAUCCAUCAGCACGCACUUGCCGGAUUUCAUAAGCAUGGACAGAGACAGGCAGAAAGUCGGCAAAGAGCAGUGGUGGAAGGAGAGCGAGCAAAUGCAGCACGCUCUGGAGUCAGCCGCCACCAGGGUGUUCGACCAGGAAACGGCCCGGAAGUACAUAAUUUCCGUGACGGAGGCGGAAGUGGAGGAAGGCCUGCUCAAGGCGGAGGACUCCAUCGCCAGGCAGGCCAUCUGGCUGCGCCGGAACAUCGAAGACAUCGACCGCCAGGAGAGCAGCUACGCACUUUCUAGAUAUACCGUGCCAGGGUGCUCAAGAGAAGGUGGAAAAGGCUCACCGGAUGUUGCGGGAACUCAAGGAGCACCGGAUGGAGCGGCGCCUGCAUUCAGACCAGAUCUUUCACUACAACGUGCACUGGGUUGGCCCAGAAGGGAUCGAUCCUGAUACCAGCGAAGAGCACCGGAAGUAUCUGGCGCGCCUCUGCAAGGACUUCACGGACAACAUGAUCUCCCUGACGACUCAGGCUAUUCGGAAUCGAUAUCUCCUGCACGACAAGCUAACCGAGGAAUGUCUGCAGCACAUCCGGUUGUGUCAGUCCAAGUGCGCCGAGUUCCAUGGACGUACAGAGACGCUGGAGCGGAUCGAAUCCUACCUGCUGGACACAUCGACAGCGGCCCCGCUCGUUGUGCACGGGAUCAGUGGAACGGGAAAAACUUCCAUCCUGGCGAUGGCGGCGAAACUGUGCAAAACCUGGCUGGCCAAGACGCCCAAGCUCGUGUUAAGGUUUCUCGGUACAACCGUUGCGAGUUCUUCCGUUCUGCCUCUGCUACAAAGUCUGGUGCAUCAACUGAGUAUGCUGGAUAAUCAAAGCCUUCAAGCCGGACUGACCGUUGACCUUCUAAAAGACCAGUUGAAUCUGCUCUUAAAGCAAGGAAUGGCAGAGUGUCCACUCGUGGUCAUCUUGGAUUCUCUUGACCAGCUGGACACCUCGCACAAUGGCCGCUCUUUGAUGUGGCUUCCGGUUCACCUGCCGCCACACUGCAAGAUCAUCGUGUCCUCACUUCCGGAGGAAAAAUAUGAGGCGUUUCCGGCCCUCAAGGUAUCGGAGCGUUCAAAAAGAAAUUAUUUCCUGACGCGGAAAGGUUUAUACAGGUCCCGGACACUAGGUGAGAGGGACGCGCACAGCAUAGUGUCGUCGUGGGCGGAGAAGAAACGGAACCGGAAGUUGACUCCACCCCAGAUGGACCUCCUGCUGAGCACUUUCCGGAAGUGCCCGACACCGCUGUUCUUAAAGGUGAAUGCACGCAGCUCUGGAAAGGUUCAACAAUAG
Molecule: messenger RNA, 1373 nt
Organism: Dreissena polymorpha
Lineage: Eukaryota; Metazoa; Mollusca; Bivalvia; Myida; Dreissenidae
Product: NACHT and WD repeat domain-containing protein 2-like
Exons: 9
Coding region: 384-1373 (329 amino acids)
Source: RefSeq, a predicted model, not a curated record